UUUUGCACCAGCCUUCAAAGUCCGCUCAGUCAGGCGGCCUCGUUCCGUGGGUGCGUCGUCGCGUGGGGACGGCGGCAGCCUCCUCGAGCGGGCGUGUCGUCUCCUCGCGCCUCGCCGAGUCGCCUGGAGCGUUUCUCCGCGCCUGGAGGGCAGAGUCACAUCGCCCACAGAUGUGACUCUUGCCUUUCCGCCAACAAGCGCGACGGCUCAGCCCUCCUCUCCGUGACAUACACAACAACCCUUCACAACAACACACAAAACAGAAUAAAACCCCACACUUGGGCGGUAAAGCCACACAAACCGAGGCAACAGGACCGGUGGGGGGCGGCGGCGGCAAGAGCCGGAAACCGGGACCACAAGGAGGGAGGGAGAGAGCGAGCGAGCGUGGGGGGAACCCCGGGAGCUGCCCAAGUUCUCUCUCUCGGAAAAGGCGCCGUCCCCCAGACUUUCUCCCUUCCACGGCGGGUUCCGUGCCCCCUCCCUUUCCCGGCUUCUCUCUAGCGGCGCCUGGACGCCUUGAACUGAUAAGGAAGAGGAGAAGCCGCCGCCGCAGCAGGACAGCGUGUGCAGCCGCUCCGAGAAGGAACCGGCCCGGGAGGAGGGGUGCGGUGCGGUGCGGUGGUUGGGCUGGAGAGACUCAGACUGAGAAGCGUUCCCUGGCCGGAGCGGCGGCGUUGCAAUUGCUCCCAAUAAUAAAGUUCCCUCCGUCUGUGUUUGGGCGGGUUUUUUGACAGCUGGGCGCAGGCGGCCUCUCUUGGAUCUCCCGGGUUUGCCCAAGAAAAAGUUUCCCAUUUCUACUCCCCACCUCCUCUCCCUCUUCCCCAAGACCAAUAACAAGCAGCUCUGAGGUACAGUAGCGGAGGGAGGGAAAAGGGGGGAGAGCAGGAGCAGGCAGGAGGAGGAGGAAAGGGAAGCACCAUCGUGUUGUUUCAGUUUUGGGACAAGCUCCCCCCCCUUCCCUUUCACCCAACCUGUGGAAGGAGCAGCUUCAAAUUUCUCGCCUCUUGACCCCAGCAAACCUUCUGCCCCCGCCUCGCCGCUGAAGUUUGGGGUGUGAAGACCUGAGAGACUCUAUUUUUUUUUUUUUUUGCGAAUCACCUGGAGAGUUGCUGAGAUCUUGAAAAGAGCAAAACUUGCGGGCGGGGUGGGGGGGCAGGCGGCGAAAGUUGCAGCGGGGGGGUGGAAAGAGAAGCAAGAGGAAGGAAAGGCCGGUGCAGGCGCUGCCGCUGCGAGGAGUUCCAGAGCCAGGGGGUGCACUUGACAAGCAGCAUGCAGAGAUGUCAGAAGAGGCAGAAGUGGAUGUGAGAGACAGAGACACUCAGAGACACACACAGCGAAAGAGGGCAAGAGACUUGACUUUAAGAGACUCCUGCACUGACAACUCCAUGCAGUUCGGAACAAGAACAGCAACAACCGAAUCUGGUUUCAUGGGGACAUGGCAGAACGCCGACACUAACCUCCUAUUCAGAAUGUCCCAGCAGGCAAUACGCUGCACAUUGGUAAAUUGCACAUGUGAAUGUUUCCAGCCAGGGAAGAUAAAUCUGAGAACCUGUGAUCAGUGUAAACAUGGCUGGGUGGCACAUGCUUUGGACAAGCUUAGCACCCAGCAUCUGUACCAUCCAACUCAAGUGGAGAUUGUACAAUCCAAUGUUGUGUUUGACAUCAGCAGCCUGAUGCUCUAUGGUACCCAGGCUGUGCCAGUGAGGCUGAAGAUAUUGCUAGAUCGUCUCUUCAGUGUAUUGAAGCAAGAAGAAGUGCUACACAUCUUGCAUGGUUUGGGGUGGACACUUCGGGACUAUGUUCGGGGCUACAUCCUUCAGGAUGCUGCAGGCAAAGUGCUGGACCGCUGGGCCAUCAUGUCCAGGGAAGAAGAGAUUAUUACCCUUCAGCAGUUUCUGAGGUUUGGAGAAACCAAAUCCAUUGUGGAGCUGAUGGCAAUUCAAGAAAAAGAAGGGCAGGCUGUGGCUGUGCCAUCUUCAAAGAUGGACUCAGAUAUAAGGACUUUUAUUGAAAGCAAUAAUCGAACAAGGAGUCCAAGUCUCCUCGCUCACCUGGAGAACAGCAACCCUUCCAGCAUUCAUCAUUUUGAAAACAUCCCCAACAGCCUAGCAUUCCUGCUUCCAUUUCAGUACAUAAAUCCAGUGUCUGCUCCACUGCUGGGCUUGCCUCCAAAUGGUCUCCUGCUGGAACAGCCAACACUGAGACUGCGUGAACCAAGUCUUUCGACACAGAAUGAAUAUAAUGAAAGUAGCGAAUCUGAAGUUUCCCCAGCUCCUUUCAAGAAUGAGCAGACAGCAAGCAGGAAUGCCUUGACCAGCAUCACAAAUGUGGAGCCCAAAUCUGAGCCAGCUUCUGUGUCCCCAGUUCAGACAUCUACCCCUGUCAAUGAUUUAGCCAAACCUGAACAUCCCAAAAGCUCUUUCAGAAUGCAUAGAAUUAGGAGGAUGGGAUCAGCAUCACGGAAAGGAAGAGUUUUCUGCAAUGCAUGUGGCAAAACCUUUUAUGACAAAGGUACUCUCAAAAUCCACUACAAUGCAGUCCAUCUUAAGAUAAAGCAUAGGUGUACUAUUGAAGGUUGUAACAUGGUCUUCAGUUCUCUUAGAAGUCGUAACCGUCAUAGUGCUAAUCCCAAUCCCCGACUUCAUAUGCCCAUGCUAAGGAACAAUCGAGACAAGGAUCUGAUCCGUGCUACUUCUGGUGCUGCCACCCCUGUUAUAGCAAGUACAAAGUCCAACCUAACGUUAACAAGUCCCGGUCGACCUCCAAUGGGUUUUACCACUCCCCCACUAGAUCCUGUGCUACAAAAUCCUCUACCUAGCCAACUUGUAUUCCCAGCUUUAAAGACUGUCCAACCUGUUCCUCCUUUUUACAGAAGCUUGCUUGCACCUAGUGAGAUGGUGAGUCCACCAACUUCAUUACCUACCAGUCCUUUAAUGCCAGCAGCUGGUACAGUAGACCAGCCUCCCGCUCCACCUUCAGAAUCAACAGUACCUGCAGUGAUGAUGCCCACCCAUGAGGCAAAUGCUGAUCUUGCCCCAAAGAAAAAACCAAGAAAGUCAAGCAUGCCUGUGAAAAUAGAGAAGGAAAUUAUUGACACCGCUGAUGAGUUUGAUGAUGAUGAAGAUGACGAGGUUAAUGACAACAGAAGUGUGGUUAAUGAUGGUGGCCAUGACAAUCACUGCCAUUCUCAGGAAGAAAUGAGCCCAGGAUUGUCUGUGAAAGACUUCUCAAAAAAUGGGAGAAACAGGUGCAUAUCUAGGACAGAGCUAAGAAGAACAGAUAGCAUGACAUCAGAAGAGCACGAGAGAGACUAUGAAAAUGAAUCAGAAUCAUCCGAACCAAAAUUGUGUGAGGAGUCCAUGGAAGGGGAUGAACACAUGAUGCAUGAAAGACACAACAAAUCUUUAAUGAAUCACCACAGGCCAGAUGAGAACCACAGUGAAGCUUCCCACCAGGAUGAAGUUAAGAUCAAGGAAGAAUUUACAGAUCCUACGUAUGAGAUGUUUUACAUGAGCCAAUAUGGACUUUACAAUGGAGGUAGUGCCAGUAUGGCUGCACUCCAUGAAAGCUUCACUUCAACCUUCAACUAUAACAGUCCCCAGAAAUUCUCCCCAGAGAGUGAUUUGUGCUCAAGCCCAGACCCCAAGAUCUGCUAUGUGUGCAAGAAGAGUUUCAAAAGUUCCUACAGUGUGAAGCUCCACUAUAGAAAUGUUCAUUUAAAAGAGAUGCAUGUCUGCACAGUGGCUGGCUGCAACGCUGCCUUCCCCUCACGUAGAAGCAGAGACAGACACAGUGCUAACAUAAACCUGCACCGUAAACUCUUGACCAAAGAACUGGAUGACAUGGGACUGGAUACUUCUCAGCCCUCACUUAGCAAGGACCUCCGUGAUGAAUUUUUGAUGAAGAUCUAUGGUGCCCCACAUCAGAUGGGGCUUGACAUAAGAGAAGACACAUCCUCCCCAGCAGGUACUGAGGAUUCCCAUCUGAAUGGGUACGGAAGGGGUAUGUCAGAAGAAUACAUGGUGCUAGACCUGAGCACCACCUCCAGCAUCCAGUCUAGCAGUAGCAUCCAUUCCUCAAGAGAAUCUGAUGCAGGGAGUGAUGAGGGGAUUCUCCUUGAUGAUGUUGAUGGGGCAAGUGACAGUGGAGAAUCAUCACACAAAGCUGAUGCCCCAGCCUUAGGAGUUGGCAUGGCUGCUGAAGUUCCAGGAUCCCUCCUGCUUAACAGUGUUUCCAUGAACAACGGGGGGAUCAUGUGUAACAUUUGCCACAAAAUGUACAGCAACAAGGGGACUCUCAGGGUGCAUUACAAGACUGUGCACUUACGAGAAAUGCACAAGUGCAAAAUCCCUGGGUGCAACAUGAUGUUUUCUUCUGUCCGCAGCCGGAAUCGACACAGUCAGAACCCUAAUCUGCAUAAAAACAUUCCCUUCACUUCACUAGAUUAGUUCAAAGAUGGACACAGUAAAUGCCAGCUCUCACAGAGGGCCUUACUUCUUUGAACUGCCAUUUACAGACUAUUAUAUAAAUAUAUAAAAAUAUAAAUAUAAAUAUAUAUCUUUUUUCCCCUUUUUUAACAAGACAGAAAAAGACCAGGUGCUUUUUUUUUUCCUUUUUCUAUUUUUUCUUUUUCUUUUUUUCUUGUUCAUUUUUUGUUUUGUGUUGGUUGGGGUAGUAUCUUUAACCUGGGAGAAAAAUUUCCACUGCUAAAAAAACAAAAACAAAAAAACAAAAACAAACUUGCAUUUUAAAGCCCCACUUUUGUUAUAAAAUACGUGGUCAUCUCCAAAGAGAGACUGUCCUUCUACUCAUGACUGUUGUCUGCAACCUUAGAAAAGGAAAGGGGAAAAAAUGGAAAAACCCGAGGAAACAAAGCACUCCGGAGGGAGAAAAAAAACAGAGGGAGAGAACAACUUCAGUUGUCUUCGUGUAUUUUAAAUCUUUGAGAGAACCGUCAACUACGCAUGGCUGUUACCCUUGUAUAUAUUGAGCCUUGAAGGGCCCAUGAUGUAAAACAAUUGUAUUGAUGGUGGUUUAACUUUUUUGUUUUGGGGUUUUUUUACAUUUACAUUUACAUCCAGCUGUUAGAUAUGCGGGGGGAAAUAGUUUGCUGGCUAGCUCUAUUCAUUUAUAUUAGCUUCAAUGCACAUUUUUUUUUAAAAAAAGAAAGAAAACACAAGGUCUUGUUUUUUAACUACCUGCUAGAGAUGCUUAAUGAGGAGGUGCUGGCAUGCUUUAGAGCACCUGAUCUGAUACAGUUUUGGGGUUUUUUUAAUGGGUUUUUUGUUGGUCUUAUUACUAGUACAUAAAUCCAGUCAUGCACUUUUUUCUUACACAAUGUGGGGAUGUGUAAUAAUAUCCAUGCCCUUUUUUUCCCUUAAAAGUAUUGCCAUACUUUCAGUGUCUUAUUAAUUAAGAAAAACACACUUUGUUAGAAGUGGUCUGGUCAGUAUGGGGGCGAGAAUAUUGAACAAAAAAUGUUAGUGUUAACACAACACUGCCAACUUUGCACAAGUGUUCAGUAACCAAAAUAUAAUCUGCUAGCAUAGCCACAGGCCAAGAUCCUAGGAAUUUGGGAGCAAGGAAAGAAUAUAAAGAAAUAUUUCUCUCUCAAUAUUAUCUAGAUCUGAAUUACAGGAUUACAUGGUACAGGACAAUGGAGGCAUUUCUGCGAAAUGGUGGGUUUUCAGGAAAGAAGUACCAGAGGUUUUAACUAAAUAUUACAGGGGACACAGGACUGUUGCUGACCUUUCCCCCACACAAGGCAUCUUCCUGGUAACAUUGGGGAAAGCAACACAUGAUAUGAUUUCGUAACAUUCAACAUUUCCCCUCCAAUUCAUUGGCUGCCACUUACAGAAAGGGUGGAAAUGUUGAACCUAACAACAUAGCAUGUGUAUCCCCCCCGCCCCGCAAAGAUCACAGAGGAGAGACAUUGCAGAAGGGUUGGCAGAAGCCACACUUCCUUCCUAAUGUUUAGUUAGUACCUCAGUUACUUAAGGGCUGGGCACAAAUCUCCAGAAAUGAAUUUUUGUGUUCUCUACUGAAGACUUGAGCUGUCGUUGCAUUAAAAGAAAAACAGUUCCAACCUCUGCAAAGUUGUCUGUUGUGCACUAAAAAGUGCUAUAGUAUGAUUAAGGCAUGUUUUUAUAGAAGCAAUCAAAAGCCAUUAAUGGCACAAGCACUUAAAGCUUGGAAAAUAUGUGCUGUUCAUUUUAUUGGGUAACUUCCCCUUUGGAGGAAUCAGAAGCUGGUGUUGGGAGGGUGGGGGG
Hemicordylus capensis (graceful crag lizard) is the source of this 6269-nucleotide messenger RNA. RefSeq names its product basonuclin 2 (gene BNC2). The coding region runs from base 1278 to 4448 and encodes 1056 amino acids. The transcript has 6 exons. Gene Ontology annotation, cellular component: nucleus. Gene Ontology annotation, biological process: regulation of DNA-templated transcription. The record is from RefSeq and is a predicted model, not a curated record. Lineage: Eukaryota; Metazoa; Chordata; Lepidosauria; Squamata; Cordylidae.